CCAGCCAAGACCGCAUAGCCAGCGCCAGUUGCAAAAAGGUCCCAAAUAUUAAUCAAAAACCAAAAAAAAAAAACAAUAUAUAUAUAUCGAAAAAAAAAAGAAAGAAAAAACAAAGUUUGAAAUCGUAUAUAAAGCAUAACCAAAUUAUAGUAUUUAAACAACAAAAAGAAAAGCGCUUACGUACUCGCCGCCGUUGCUACCCGUCGCCGUCGCACCAAACAUCCUCCUUUACACUUUGCUUUCAACAACAAAAUGUGGCAGCCGAGCACACAGCAUUUUCUGGCGCUGAUCUUCUGCAGCGCCGUCUGCCUUAUCAGCGCAAGUCCUCUUCCACUGCCCGCUGGCAAUCAGGAAUUAGAUGUUCUUCAAAUUCCUCUAGCUAAUGGAAAGGAAAUCGAUGUCUUGACACUUGGCGCCAAAGAUCAAGAUCAGUUGAUAGCCGAUCGGAACAAGAGAACCAUUGGACUGCUGCGCGAGCUGUUCCCCGACAUAACAAAGAGCGGCGCCACCGAUACCAAAAUCGAUCUAUCGGCGAUCAAUAAGCAACUCGAGGAGACCAUUAGAGUGGCGCGUCAGGUGAAAGAGGCCGAGGCAGCGGCCGCUGCCGCCGCCCAAUCGUCUGGCUCGCCCAUCGCCCAGGCGCCCAUUCCCCUCAAGUCCAACGAACCCAUCCAGCUGAGCUUCAACAAUGAACUCUCCUCGGUCAGCGCCGGCAGCAGCGGCACCAGCAGCGGCAGCAUUGGAGCCACCGAUGUCAAAGCUCUCAGCACCAACGAUCUGCAGCUGUCCGAGUCCAAGUCCCCCGCCAUCGACGAGCUGUCCCUGGACUCCGUGGAGGACACGGCCGAUUUGGAUGAUCGCAACAAGAGUAAUAUAUUCAAAAGGUUCCUGAGCUUCGGUGGUGCCGGCCUGGCUGGCGGCUCUAGCGGCGGCGCAGCGGGCGCCUCGCCCAGUGGCAACAGCCUGGGCGGUGGCGGCGGUGGUUCCGGUAACUUUUUGCUGGACGUGGUGCGCCUCUUCUCGGGCAGCGUGCAGACCCAGCAAGGCGACGAGGCUGCCAACUCGGUCAGCGGAGGCGCCAGCAGCAGCAGCAGCACGGAUGACACGGAUGCUGGCAGCGACAGCACGCGCAACGCCGACGGCUACACCGAGGGCAUUCCCGGCCCAGUGACGCGUCUCGUUGUCCUGGCCAAUCGAGGUCUGGCUAACCUGGUGCAAGACUUGAUACUGCGCGUGGCCGCCACAAGCGAGAAGUUUGUGAACUUCAAGGCCAAAUUGAUAACGGCACUGAUAUAAGCCAGCUUGUCGAUCCUUGGCCAACUCCUCACGGCCCUGCCUUAGUCAAGUCAACCCAAUUGUACAGAGUCAACGCAGCCAACUGCACGCCCACAUUUCAACACCAACCCCAACACCAACACACGCCCACGCACAACACCACUCGAUACUCGUCCACUCGUCCAUCACAUUAACGUUGUUGUGUUCUUUUCUUUGACAAUGGAAGCUCAUCUACAAUCUUUAGCGAAAUUUCUAUUUCUUAUAUAAAUACAUAUAUACAUAUAUAUAUACACACGCAUACUAUAUAACUCAAGCUCUAAGUAGAGAAGAAAUGUUUAUCAAAAUUUCCAAUACAAAAAGUGAAAAAAGAAAACUUUUUAUUUAUUUUUUUUUUAUACGAAAAUCGAAGAGGAAGAUAAACACACGCCCACGCACACACACUUAAAUACGAUACGAUCCUGCUUUCCUUUUUUCUAGAACUUUUGCUCUCGCUUCACUUUUGUAAAUAUUUUGCUAUCUUAACUUAGUUUAAACGUUCGCGAUUUUCCCCAAGGAUUUGCCUCAACAUAUAUAUUUUUUCGAUUACUAAAACA
This is a messenger RNA of Drosophila hydei, 1868 nucleotides long. Its product is annotated as keratin, type II cytoskeletal 2 epidermal. Lineage: Eukaryota; Metazoa; Arthropoda; Insecta; Diptera; Drosophilidae. Bases 253 to 1296 code for a protein of 347 amino acids. The record is from RefSeq and is a predicted model, not a curated record. The transcript has 7 exons.